Trichomycterus rosablanca is the source of this 1708-nucleotide messenger RNA. It is a transcript of the gene tasp1, whose product is annotated as taspase, threonine aspartase, 1. The record is from RefSeq and is a predicted model, not a curated record. NCBI's taxonomy places the organism in Eukaryota, Metazoa, Chordata, Actinopteri, Siluriformes, Trichomycteridae. Gene Ontology annotation, molecular function: beta-aspartyl-peptidase activity; threonine-type endopeptidase activity; asparaginase activity. The transcript has 14 exons. Bases 333 to 1628 code for a protein of 431 amino acids. Gene Ontology annotation, biological process: protein maturation. Gene Ontology annotation, cellular component: cytoplasm.
GUUUAUCUCCAGUGCUGUACUGGAGCUGGUACUGGGAGGAGAUUCGGGGUGAAUGGAGAGCGCGUGUGCAAAGACAAGCGAGUGUUUUUAUCUGUCGUGUAUGCAGGGAAAAUAGAUCCAAAAGUCUUUUAGUGCUGGGGGUUUAUUUACUUUUAUUUGGGGUACAUUUUUAACAAUGAAUGAUGUGAAAUGACCCCCAGUGAGCAGCUUAAGAACAAAUCAAAUAGAAGAUCAAAUAAAACGUUAUUAACCUGUUACAGCAGGACAAGAGAAGGGCCGGUGGAAUCGCCGCUCGUACCCUCUGAGUGACCGACGGGUCAAGAUGCGAGCUCAUGGAGAACGUGCCAAACUCAACAGGCUGCGGAGGGCAAAUGUCCAGACUGGAUUAUCCGGGGAGCGUCCGGGGCGGGGCCGAGUCCGGGGGCGUCGGCUUCGUGCUGGUGCACGCAGGCGCCGGGUAUCAUUCUGAAUCCAAGGCCAAAGAAUACAAACACGUCUGCAGGAGGGCGUGUCAGAAGGCGAUGGACAAGCUGAGAAGCGGAGCCAUGGCGCUGGAGGCGGUGACCGCGGCUCUCACCGAGCUAGAGGACUCGCCCUUCACCAACGCCGGCACCGGCUCCAACCUGAACCUGUCCGGGAACAUAGAGUGCGACGCCAGCAUCAUGGAGGGGAGGUCCCUGGACUACGGAGCAGUCGGCGCUUUAAGCGGUGGGUUCAGUUACAGUGCAAAGAAUUGGAUCAAGAACCCCAUCCUGGUGGCCAGGCGACUCCUCAACGAGGCGCGGAAAGGGAAGCUAUCGGCCGGACGGAUCCCUCCCUGCUUUCUGGUAGGAGUGGGAGCACACGAGUGGGCGCUCAUGCAUGGCAUACCCCCGUGCCCAUCAGAGAAGCUCGCUACUAAAUUGAGUUUGUCGGCGUACAGACGGAACAAGCGGAAGAUGGAGCUGGCCGAGAGGAUGGAGAGCGAACAGAAUCAUGGGAAGCGGUUACGACAAUCAGGCGGAACUCAGGGGGGCGAGCCGGUGGCUUUGGAGGAACCCGUUUCCUCCUCUCUGGACACGGUCGGCGCCGUCGUGGUGGAUCAGCUGGGGAACGUAGCCGCCGCCGUCUCCAGCGGAGGUUUAGCCAUGAAGCACCCGGGUCGAGUGGGUCAGGCAGCUCAGUAUGGGUGUGGCUGCUGGGCGGAGAACGCCCGCGACACCAGACCGUACUCCACCGCCGUCAGCACUUCAGGUUGCGGGGAGCACUUGAUGCGCACCAUGCUGGCUAAAGAGUGUUCGGUCGCUCUGCAGGCUGAGGACGCGCACCAGGCUCUCCUGGAAGCUAUGCAACAAAAGUUUAUCGGUUCGCCCUUCCUGGCCAGCGAGGACGGCGUUUUGGGCGGGGUCAUCGUCCUGAGGUGCUGUAGGUGCGGAGAGGACCACGGCCCGGACCAUCUUCAGGACCUGCUGGUGGAGUUUCUGUGGACACACACCACCGAGAGCAUGUGUGUGGGUUACAUGUCGGCACACGACAGGAAAGCCAGAACGCACAUAUCCAGACUUCCCGCUGGAGCCGUGGCCGGACGCUCCCUGGCCAUCGAGGGCGGAGUUUGUCGGCUGGCAGGCGCCGGACGGGACGCGGACUGAAGGAACGUGCCGGAACCGGAACCCACCAUGUUGUUUUGUGUUGUUUUAUUCCUAAUAAACGACUCAUUUUAUUAAGACUA